CAGGCUUAAGGUGAGUGCCACAUAUCCCAUCGAAAACAAGCUACCAAUGAGGAAGCCAGAUCAGAUGAUAAAAGAGAGGGUACUCAAGAACAGCAAUAACAAGAGCAAGCUUAGGAAGGGCCUUUGGUCACCAGAGGAAGAUGAGAAGCUUAUGGGGUACAUGUUAACGAAUGGACAAGGAUGUUGGAGUGACAUUGCUCGAAAUGCCGGCCUACAAAGGUGUGGGAAGAGUUGUCGUCUUCGUUGGAUCAAUUACUUGAGACCUGACCUCAAGCGCGGUGCAUUCUCACCCCAGGAGGAAGAGCUUAUCGUCCAUUUCCAUUCAAUUCUAGGCAACAGGUGGUCUCAAAUUGCGUCACGUCUUCCAGGACGGACGGACAAUGAAAUUAAGAACUUCUGGAACUCCACAUUGAAGAAAAGGUUGAAAAAUAACAAUUCCGCACCCUCACCAAACGACAGCGAUGCUUCAGAGCCUAGAGAUGUCAUCGGAGGUGUCAUGGGCUUGCAUGAGCAUGAAAAUUUCAUCAAUAUGCAGUGUAUGGACUCAUUUUCGUCAUCCUCAUCAUCAUCUUCCUCCAUGCACACUUUGGUCACAGGCAGCCAGUUUGAUCCCUUUUCCAUGCUAAAUGAUAACCGCUAUGACCUGACUAUUACUGGUGCAGCCCGCGGGUUAUUCAACAAUAUUAUGCCAACAGGGUUUGCACAAGUUGGUAAGGGGGAUGUACUUUAUGGAGAUUAUGGGGUCUUAGAGCCUGAUAAUAUGGGGUUAGAAAGGGACCUUUCACUUCCUCCACUAGAGAUCAUCAGUAGAAGCAUUGAUGAAGAGGAUAAUGCUCCGGUAGAUCAUAUGAAAAGCAACAUGAGCAACCACUUCAAUAAUGGUUGCUUUAACAGUACUGAACAUCAGAGCUUUAAAGUAGAUAACAAUUUGUUUGGGUUUGGAAAUCAUGGACAAGGAGAAAACUUAAAGAUUGGGGAAUGGGAUUUUGAGGGUUUAAUGCAAGACUUAUCCUCCUUUCCUUUCCUUGAUUUAUAAGUUAACUGAAUAAAAGCUAGCCCAACCUUGGCUACCUGCCGGCCAGCUCCCUUCUCCCUCUCCCAUAAAACUGCUGGCCAAAACAUACCCUAGGAAAUUUUUUUCUUCCAUCAAUACCUGUUGUGUUUGAUCUGUUAGUUUUUGAGAAAAAAUGAAUCCAUCAAUGAUGUUAGUCCUGCAAUAAAGUUUGCACUAUAGAGAUUAGGAUGAGGAGUUUCUUGUAUGAAUUUCAAUUUAAUUGUGAGGCACUUCGAGUCAACUGGCGGGAACAGAAUGGUGCAAUAAUCAUCUUGAUCCGGAUGAAGAGAAAUGUGAAUAGACAUGCAUCAUAUAUAUACCAGCUGAGAAGGAAAUAAAGAUUAGUCGGUAACUAGCAGUUUUGUGUACAAAAGCAAUAAUUUGGUGGUAGAAGUUGCUAAAUUGCAGAUUAGUGCAUGCAUGGCAUCGAGAAAGAAGUCUGCAGUGACAUCAAUUAUGUAAACUCACGUCAAUUAUAU
Molecule: messenger RNA, 1533 nt
Organism: Juglans regia (Persian walnut)
Lineage: Eukaryota; Viridiplantae; Streptophyta; Magnoliopsida; Fagales; Juglandaceae
Product: transcription factor MYB83-like
Exons: 2
Coding region: 47-1036 (329 amino acids)
Source: RefSeq, a predicted model, not a curated record